This is a messenger RNA of Marmota monax (woodchuck), 7203 nucleotides long. It is a transcript of the gene Pcnx2, whose product is annotated as pecanex 2. The record is from RefSeq and is a predicted model, not a curated record. Lineage: Eukaryota; Metazoa; Chordata; Mammalia; Rodentia; Sciuridae. The coding region runs from base 1 to 6426 and encodes 2141 amino acids. Gene Ontology annotation, cellular component: membrane. The transcript has 34 exons.
AUGGUGUCCCAGGCGCUGCAGCUGCUCCGGCAGGGCGUGUGGGCCGCGCUCACCGGGGGCUGGUACCACGACCCCGAGCAGAGCCGGUUCACCAACAGCUGCCAUCUCUACCUGUGGCUGUUCCUGCUGCUGCUUCCCCUGGCCCUGCACCUGGCUUGUCCACCAAAUGCGGUCACUGCGGUCCUCUACUGCAGCUCCGUAGCCGUGGUCUUCACCACCAUCAAGCUGGUCAGCUACCGCCUGCACCUCAUGUUCGAUGAGGGAGAAGUGGUCCGGCUGCGACCCGUCCAGCAGAGAGAGGAGCCGGCCAGAGACCGAGAGGCCCGCAGCCAGCGCACCACCACUCCCAAGGACCCACGCAGUGACCAGCAGACAGGCAGCGGCAGCGGCAAGAAGGAAGAGGUCCUGGGAAGUCUGGCCACGCCCCCACUGCGCUGCAGCUCCCGAGGGCAGAGCCUGCACUCACGUCACUCCUCAGGGCAAUCGGCCAGUGUCCCCUCGCAUCACUCCUCUGCCCAGUCGGAGUUGCCAGUGCAGGAAACCGUGGACGGCCUCCAAGGUGUCCUCCUCUUGGAAGCCCAACCCAGGGCACCAGCGUCAUGCCCUGCACCAGGCGUCAAGAUGGACAGCUCCCCUGUUUCUGAAGGGCACCGGCCCGAGCCCACCCCCAGGUCAGCACCACCAGUGAAGCCAGUCACUGCAGAAGCCCUCUUCCCCAGGCGAGGCCAGGCAGGAGGAGGCCAGGCGCGAGGAGGCCAGGCACAGCACCCGGCCCGCCACAGAUCCGAGGGUGGCCUGGUGGACAGCGGAGCCCUGAGGAAGCUGCCGCCCCUGUCCCUAUCCCAGUACGACCUUCUAGAAACAGACGUCUCCUUCCAGCCCUGGGGCAGCGAGAACUCAGUCCUGAUUCCAGAACCCACGCACCGUCCACCGGGCUGCACAAGGGAGCCCCUGCAGAGCACAUCCCCCCAGGGCAGCCUGAGCAGCAGCUGUCCUCAGUGCCACACGGUCACAGCCAAGCCUGCAGAGGAGCCGGGGGACACUUCCUGUCAGGUGGACCUGCCCCGCUCUGACAGUGAGGUCGCUGUCACACUCAUCGACACUUCUCAGCCUGGGGACCCCCUGAGUCUGCACGAACCUAUUAGAAUUGUCAUCACAAUGAGCAGCACCCCGAACUCCAUGACAGACUUGGAGAGCUCCCUGCACCUACAGGCAACGGGCACUCACAGGACCGGUCUCAGGUCUGACGCAGAGCCAGCUGCCCCAGGAGCGGACAGCCCGCUGAGCACCGAGCAGGUCAGAGUUCCCACCAUCACCCUGGAACUCUCUGAGGACCGGGGAGGAGGCAUCCCAGGUCCCCAGGGCCACAGGACUGAAGGGAGCCCCGAGGGAUGGCAGGUGGAAUCGUCUUCACAUCAGUGUUCUGACUAUGGAUCCGGGGAGGGGGCCAGUGCCACCAGGGACUAUAGUCCUGCCCAGAAGCCCACCUGGGAAACGGCCCCCACACUCCCACCUGAUGCAGCCUCCCCGUCGGAGGGGGGCAGCGAUGGCCAGGCCAGGCUGGACCCGUCCUCUUGUAAGAGACAUGCCCGUGUGUUCAGUGUGGACAGUGGGACGGAUGUCUUCCUGAGCAGACGCUCCACAGACGUGGCUGGCGACAAGGAGAAAACCAUGCCGACCUCCAAAUCCGACCUGGAGGCCAAAGAAGGUCAGAUGCCCAACGAGUCCAGCUUCCUGGAGUUCGUCUCCCUCAUAGAGUCCAUCGGUACUGCCAAGGUGGCGGCCCCUGGACAGCCGAAGGGCCCGGCAGAGCAGAGUGGAGAUGGCCGGCUUCCUGCAGAUCAUAGUGCCCAGGGGAGGAAGGAGGAAGACCUGGAGAGGGAGAAGCCCUGUGGUCAGGAUUCCAAACCAGGACAGCCAGACUCUCAGCAACAGGACCAUGCCAGCGCCAGCCCCGUGCCCGCUCAGCCUGCCAGGACCGCGGCCCUUUUCCAGGGCAAUAGGCAUAGGCAGAUAAUCUACAGGGUGACUUCCCAACAAGACAGUUCUGUUCUGCAAGUCAUCAGUGGGCCUGAAACAUCUGUGCAAGAGGAGAUGUCUGUGGACGCCAUGCAUGUCUUCAUUGAUGGACAUGGGGAGGUCAGAUCCUGUUAUUUGAAGUCAGGGAAUCAGAAGGAAGGCUCCCUCCAGCACCCACCAUUGGACUCUGCCUGCGUCUCCCAAGCCCGGGAGAUUCAGACCAUUCAGACCAGCUCCUCCAGCACCACUACUUCCGAGAGCCCAGACCCGUCCUCGGGGGACCCUGCCGUCAGCGCCCUGCAACAGCAGCUGCUCCUCAUGGUGGCCCGCAGGACCCAGUCAGAGACGCCCCGGCACGUGAGUCCAGAUCUGGAAAACUCGUCAUGUUCUUCAGCACAAGGAAAAUUUAACCGAGAGCAGUUUUACAAGUUUAUCAUUUUCCCCGGCAAGUGGAUCAAAGUCUGGUACGACCGACUCACCUUGCUGGCGUUGCUUGAUCGCACUGAAGAUGUCAAGGAGAAUCUGCUGUCCAUCCUGCUCAGCACCCUGGUGUCCCUCCUGGGAUUCCUGACGCUGAACCGUGGCUUCUGCAGAGACCUGUGGGUGCUUAUCUUCUGCCUGGUCAUGGCCAGCUGCCAGUACUCCCUGCUCAAGAGCGUGCAGCCUGACCCUGCCUCACCAAUCCACGGACACAACCAAAUCAUAACCUAUAGCAGACCAAUCUAUUUUUGUAUGCUGUGUGGCCUUAUUUUGCUUCUCGAUGCAGGGGCCAAAGCCAGGCGCCCUCCCAGUUAUGUUGUGUAUGGCCUGCAGCUCUUCUCCGCAGAGUUCCUGCAGUCUGCCAGGGACCACUUAAUAGUGUUUGUAUAUUGCUUCCCUGUGAUUUCCCUCCUUGGGCUCUUCCCGCAAAUCAACACCUUCUGCACUUUUCUCCUGGAACAAAUUGACAUGCUGUUCUUCGGGGGUUCUGCUGUUUCUGGGAUCCUGUCGGCCGUGUACAGUGUGGGCCGGAGCGUGUCCGUGGCUGCCCUGCUACACGUCUUCUGCUUCAACGCCGUGAAGGAGCCGUGGAGCACGCAGCAUAUCCCCGCGCUCUUCUCUGCCUUCUGUGGUCUCCUGGUCGCGCUGUCCUACCAUCUGAGCCGGCAGAGCAGUGACCCCACUGUGCUCCUGUCUUUGAUUCAAUGCAGAUUGUUCCCUAAAUUUUUACAUCAAAAUCUGGAAGAGUCGGCCUCAGAUCCUCUCCCCCAGAAGAUGAAGGACUCGGUGAGGGACGUCCUGAGGUCGGACCUCAUUGUCUGCUCUGUGGUGGCCGUCCUCUCCUUUGCAGUCAGUGCCAGCACCGUGUUCCUGUCCUUGAGACCCUUUCUCAGCCUCGUCCUGUUCGCGCUGGCGGGUGCCGUGGGGCUCCUAACCCACCACCUGCUCCCUCAGCUCCGCAAACACCACCCCUGGAUGUGGAUCUCUCAUCCCGUGCUCAAAAGCAAGGAGUACCAGCAGCGGGAAGUGAGAGAUGUCGCCCAUUUAAUGUGGUUUGAAAGACUCUAUGUUUGGCUUCAGUGUUUUGAAAAAUAUAUCUUGUACCCAGCAAUAAUUCUGAAUGCCCUCACUAUCGAUGCAUUUUCAAUAAGCAAUUACCGGAGACUUGGUACCCACUGGGACAUUUUCCUGAUGAUCGUCGCGGGCAUGAAGCUGCUACGCACGUCCUUCUGCAACCCGGUUCACCAGUUCCUGCACCUGAGCUUCACCGUCAUCUUUUUCCACUUCGACUACAAAGAUAUUUCGGAGAGCUUCCUGCUGGACUUCUUCAUGGUGUCCAUUGUGUUCAGCAAGCUCGGGGACCUGCUGCACAAGAUCCGGUUCGUGCUGACCUACGUGGCGCCCUGGCAGAUGGCGUGGGGCUCCUCCUUCCACGUGUUCGCGCAGCUCUUUGCCAUCCCUCACUCUGCCGUGCUGCUCUUCCAGGCGGCCGCCACCUCCAUCUUCUCCGCCCCGCUGAGCCCGUUCCUGGGGAGCGUCAUCUUCAUCACAUCCUAUGUCAGGCCGGUGAAGUUCUGGGAGAAAAACUACAAUACGAGGCGAGUGGACAAUUCCAACACAAGACUGGCCGUCCAAAUCGAAAGGGACCCAGGGGGCGAUGACAACAACCUCAAUUCUAUCUUCUAUGAGCACUUGACAAGGACCCUGCAGGAGUCACUCUGUGGAGACCUCCUUCUCGGUCGUUGGGGCAACUAUAGCUCUGGAGAUUGCUUCAUUUUGGCUUCAGAUGACCUCAAUGCUUUUGUGCACCUGAUUGAGAUUGGCAACGGGCUUGUCACCUUUCAACUUCGAGGACUGGAAUUCCGAGGAACCUACUGCCAGCAGCGGGAGGUGGAAGCCAUCAUGGAGGGUGACGAGGACGACAGAGGCUGCUGCUGCUGCAAGCCCGGCCACUUGCCCCACCUGCUCUCCUGCAACGCCGCCUUCCACCUCCGCUGGCUGGCCUGGGAGGUGACGCGGACGCAGUACAUUCUGGAGGGCUACAGCAUCAUCGACAACAACGCAGCCACCAUGCUGCAGGUGUUCGACCUCCGCAGGAUCCUCAUCCGGUACUACAUCAAGAGCAUCAUAUACUACAUGGCUGCCUCACCCAAGCUGCCCUCCUGGGUGGAAAACGAGUCCCUGCUCAAGUCUCUGCAGCCCUUUUCGCAGUGGCACCACAUCGAGCGGGACCUGGCGACGCUCAACGUGAACGUGGACGACGACUAUGUGCCGUGCCUGCAGGGCAUCACCAGGGCCAGCUACUGCAAUGUGUACCUGGAGUGGAUUCAGUACUGCGCCGGGAAGAGAGAACAGCCUUCAAAGGCCCUAGACAGUGAUGAGGACUCUCCUCUGGUGACCCUGUCCUUCGCCCUGUGCAUCCUGGGGAGGAGAGCUCUGGGAACCGCAGCACACAACAUGGCCAUCAGCCUGGAUGCCUUCCUGCAUGGCCUCCAUGCCCUCUUCAAGGGUGACUUCAGGGUGACGGCACGGGAUGAGUGGGUGUUUGCUGACAUGGACCUUCUGCACAAAGUUGUCGCUCCUGCCAUCAGAAUGUCCCUGAAGCUGCACCAGGACCAGUUCACCUGCCCAGAUGAGUAUGAAGACCCUGCGGUGCUCUAUGAGGCCAUCCAGUCCUUUGAGAAGAAGGUAGUGAUCUGCCACGAGGGGGACCCCGCCUGGAGGGGCGCCGUGCUCUCCAACAGGGAGGAGCUGCUGACCCUGCGGCACGUGGUGGACGAGGGUGCUGAUGAGUACAAGGUGGUCAUGCUGCACAGAGGCUUCCUGAGCUUCAAGGUGAUCAAGGUGAACAAGGAGUGCGUGCGCGGGCUCUGGGCCGGGCAGCAGCAGGAGCUCAUCUUCCUCCGCAACCGCAACCCGGAGCGCGGCAGCAUCCAGAACAACAAGCAGGUCCUGCGGAACCUGGUCAAUUCCUCCUGCGACCAGCCCCUGGGCUACCCCAUGUACGUCUCCCCGCUGACCACGUCCUAUCUGGGGACGCACAGGCAGAUGAAGCAUGUGUGGGGCGGACCCAUCACCUUGGACAGACUGAGGGCGUGGUUCCGGGCCAGGUGGCUCAGCAUGCGCAAGGACUGCAGUGUGGGACAGCACAACAGGGGCAACAUCGAGGAUGUGGAUGGAAGCGGAGCCCCUACAGCGGGCAGCUACGCGCCAAGCGGAGACAGCAGGGAGAGCAGCGCGGAGCAUGCCCGGAAAGGUGGCCCCCAGCACUGGACCUCAUCACGGGAAGGAGCCCAGAGGACAGGCAGGAGGAAGGGCCGGAGCCAGUCUGUCCAGGCGCACCCAGCCCUGAGCCAGAGGCCACCCGCCCUGAGCUCCUCAGGGCCCAUCCUAGAGAGCCGCCAGGCCUUCCUGCAGACCUCCACGUCAGUCCAUGAGCUGGCCCAGCGGCCCUCGGGAAGCCAACUCUCCUUGCACACCUCUGACGCCUCCCUGCAUUCUCAGCCGCCACCUGUCACCACCACAGGCCACCUGAGUGUCCGUGAGCGGGCGGAGGCACUCAUCCGAUCCAGCCUGGGCUCCUCCACCAGCUCCACCCUCAGCUUCCUCUUCGGCAAGAGGAGCUUCUCCAGUGCGCUGGUCAUUUCUGGGCUCUCUGCCGCAGAGGGGGGGAACACCAGCGACACCCAGUCCUCCAGCAGCGUCAACAUCGUGAUGGGCCCCUCGGCCAGGGCCACUGGCCAGGCCACACGGCACUUCUCAGAGCCCUGUGAACCCUCAGAUGCAGCUGAGCAGGGGCAGCCGCAUGACGGACGGCUGGCAGAGGCCGUGGCAGAGAACCGGGGGCUGAUCUGCAGGAGAGCGAGCCAGGAGGACAUGGGCCUGGAUGACACGGCUUCACAGCAAAGCGCCUCAGAUGAGCAAUAGCCAGCACAUCUGGCCGGAGAGUCCGUCCUCCGCAGCCCUCCUCUGUCCUCCCCUUACCCCAAACCGAAGAGCCUGGCUACGAUCCCUGGGGUCUCCUCCCAGGAAAAGCAAGAGCUGCUUAGGAAACACUGACUUUAUCUCAGGUUCUUGAAAACGACCCACGUGACAGUGGCGGGCUGGGGGAGGGACAGGCCCCCUCCCCCAGCACUGCACAAGAGCCCACACGUCAGACGAAAGCCAUCUUGUACCUUAGACCAUCUAGACUAAGUAGAGCCCUGACUAACUCCCUCCUGCCCUGAUGGAAGUAAGGCCACUGCAUGCUGAGUCACUGACAUCUCCCACUCGUCAACGUCCUCACUGCCCUGUCACCACGAGGAAGAGGUGGACCGAAGCGGGGGAGGCACCAGCCAUCUAGGUGCCUGAUUCAUAGAGAAGACAUCCUCUAUCCCUGGGUCCACGCAGCAGGAAGUGCAGACGGCCCAGCUCCCACAGCCCGUGAUAGUGCACGUGGUCACGGCUCCAGUGCCCUGUGCGCAGCCAGACCAGGCCAGGAUGCCAGGGUGGAGGCUCAGCGCGGUGAGCCAUGGGGGAGCCGCACGGUGCUCCUCCACCCAGCCCCAGGAUUGGCCCAGCCGUGCUCCCCGUGUGCCCCAGGCCCGCGUACUGUCUUCCACGCUGAGCAACACCCCCCCCGCCCCCCGCUGCCAGCACAAGCACACUGGCACAGCCUUUGUCCUAAGAAUUAAAAUGUUUACAGCUACUGCCGCGUCUGUCUGG